Molecule: messenger RNA, 2038 nt
Organism: Jatropha curcas
Lineage: Eukaryota; Viridiplantae; Streptophyta; Magnoliopsida; Malpighiales; Euphorbiaceae
Product: bifunctional 3-dehydroquinate dehydratase/shikimate dehydrogenase, chloroplastic
Biological process (GO): shikimate metabolic process; chorismate biosynthetic process
Molecular function (GO): NADP binding; 3-dehydroquinate dehydratase activity; shikimate 3-dehydrogenase (NADP+) activity
Source: RefSeq, a predicted model, not a curated record
UAAAAUAACGGUGACUGCCAAAACGACGCUGUUUAACCGGACCAAACACCAAAGAUGCGGAUUGAUCCAACUCUGAGAGAAGUUCCCUUCCGCCUGCCUACCAACCACGUCCUGUGCAAAGCUACUGUGAUAAACCAGAGCAAAUUGAGCAAAUUCUCUAUCUAAGAGUCGGCAUUGCGUUUGCUCAAGGAAAACAUGGACUCCACCGGCAACGUAUUGUUGGCUUCAUCGUCUACUGCGGUGGUGCAAAUGGGCGCUGGAGGAGUAGGAGGUAUGAGGAAGAAUCCGACGCUAAUUUGUGCUCCGAUUAUGGCGGAAUCCGUAGAUAAAAUGAUGAUCGAUUUUGGUAAAGCAAAAGUUAGUGGAGCUGAUGUUGUCGAAAUUCGAUUAGAUAGCUUAAAGACCUUCAAUCCUCCUGAUGACCUUAAAACCCUUAUAACACGCUCUCCUUUGCCCACUAUUUUCACUUACAGACCAAAAUGGGAGGGUGGUCAGUACGAAGGUGAUGAAAACAAGAGAUUGGAUGUACUUAGAUCAGCAAUGGAGUUGGGAGCUGAUUAUGUUGAUGUUGAGCUUCAGGUUGCACGUGAAUUCAAUGACUCCAUACUUGGAAGCAAACCGGCAAAGUGCAAAAUCAUUGUGUCUAAUCACAACUAUCACAACACUCCAUCAGUUGAGGAGCUUGGUAACCUCGUGGCAAGAAUACAAGCUGCUGGAGCUGAUAUAGUGAAGAUUGUGACAACUGCCUUGGAUAUUACAGAUGUUGCACGCAUUUUCCAAAUUACUGUCCAUUCUCAGGUUCCAAUCAUUGGACUGGUUAUGGGUGAAAGGGGUUUGAUUUCUCGGAUACUUUGUGCAAAAUUUGGAGGAUAUCUCACUUUUGGCACUCUAGAGUCUGGAAUUGUUUCAGCUCCUGGUCAACCAAUGAUCAAGGACCUCCUGGAUCUAUACAAUUUCAGACAAAUUGGGCCUGAUACUAAAGUAUAUGGCAUUAUUGGGAAGCCUGUUGGGCACAGCAAAUCACCUGUUUUAUACAAUGAAGCAUUCGAGUCAGUUGGUUUCAAUGGGGUGUAUGUGCAUUUGUUAGUGGAUGACCUUGCCAAUUUUCUCCGGACUUUCUCAUCCACAGAUUUUGCAGGAUUCAGCUGUACUAUUCCUCAUAAAGAGGCUGCUGUGAAGUGCUGUGACGAGGUCGAUCCUGUUGCAAAGUCAAUAGGAGCAGUUAAUUGCAUUAUAAGGAGACAAAGUGAUGGGAAGUUAUUUGGUUACAAUACAGACUAUGUUGGUGCUAUUUCUGCUAUUGAGGAGGGACUAAGAGUUUCACAAAAUAUUAGCAGUACAGCUGGCUCACCUUUGGCUGGUAAGCUGUUUGUGGUCGUUGGUGCUGGUGGCGCAGGGAAGGCACUUGCUUAUGGUGCACAAGAAAAGGGAGCAAGGGUGGUGAUUGCCAAUCGCACUUAUGAUCGAGCAAGAGAGCUUGCAGAGAUAGUUGGAGGAGAUGCUAUAUCUCUUGCUGAUUUGGAAAAUUUCCAUCCAGAGGAUGGCAUGAUUCUUGCAAACACAACAUCUAUCGGAAUGCAACCAAAAGUUGAUGAAACACCCGUUCCUAAGACUGCUUUGAGAUUCUACUCCCUGGUUUUUGAUGCGGUUUACACCCCUAAAAUUACCAGACUCCUAAGAGAAGCAGAAGAAUGUGGAGCCAUAACGGUUUCAGGGUUGGAAAUGUUUAUUGGGCAGGCAUACGAACAGUUUGAGAGAUUCACUGGUUUACCUGCACCCAAGGAACUCUUCCGGAAAAUUAUGUCGAAGUACUAACAGGGUGUUGUUGGUAAUCUUAUGGAUGCAACUGGUUUUCUUUUCUGUUCAAUUAAAAUUUUAUUUUUACUUCUUUUCUGGACAAUUUUUUCGAGGAUUAAAAAAAGGAAGUGUAAUUGCAGUUAAUUUGAAUAGCGACUUUCUGCAACUCAAUUCUUUUGCUUGUGGAAAUAGAAUAUAUUUAUUAAUGGUGAAAACUGUCAGAUACCUGUUAACAAAAAAA